AUGGAUAUCGAACAAUCAGUAAUCGACAUUAAUAUUCAAUCAGCAUCAACUGUAUCAAUUGAACAAAAUUUAAAUAAUGAUAUAGAAAAUCCUAAUGAUCAUAGUGAUGGUAGUACUAAUGGUGCUACUAAUAUUAAUGGUAAUCAUAAUGAUGCUAUUAAUCAUAAUAAUAAUGGUAAUCAUAGUGAUUGUGUUAAUCAUAAUGAUAUUGCUAAUCAUAAUGAUAGUUUAAAUCCUAAUAAUAAUGAAACUAAUAAUCAUUCUCUUAAUCAUAAUAUUAAUGCUAAUAUAUCUGGUAAUAUAAAUAAUAGUAUUAAUCAAAAUAAUAAUAGUAAUACAAAUAACAUAAUUAAUCGAGAUCAAAAUGAAGAAACAGAAGAAGAUAUUGUUGAAAUCAUCAAUAUACAAAAUAAAUAA
Messenger RNA from Rotaria sordida, 417 nucleotides. Lineage: Eukaryota; Metazoa; Rotifera; Eurotatoria; Philodinida; Philodinidae. The record is from the annotation of a GenBank genome assembly.